AUGGUUGAGCCCUUCUUAGGAACCUGGAAGCUAGUCUCCAGUGAAAACUUUGAGGAUUACAUGAAAGAACUGGGUGUGGAUACUGCAGCCCGAAGUGUGGCAGGAUUACAGAAACCGAGCAUCACUAUUAGUGCUGAUGGGGACAUGGUGAGGAUCACGACAGAAAGUCCUCUCAUAAACACUGAGAUCUGCUUUAAGCUGGGAGAAGAAUUUGAUGAAACCACAGCAGACAACCGGAAAGUGGAGAGCAUCGUGACAUUAGAAGGUGGCUCAAUGAUUCACACUCAAAAAUGGCUUGGUAAAGAGACAACAAUCAAAAGAAAAAUAGUAAAUGGAAAAAUGGUAGUGGAAUGUACCAUGAAUCAUAUUGUCAGCACUAGAAUCUACGAAAAGGUGUGAAAAAAAUGUCUACGUCGAUGAACUUGUUCACUAACAGGAAACUGAUACUUGAAGAAGAUACACCUC
This is a messenger RNA of Tupaia belangeri chinensis (Chinese tree shrew), 465 nucleotides long. RefSeq names its product fatty acid-binding protein 9-like. Gene Ontology annotation, molecular function: lipid binding. The transcript has 4 exons. The coding region runs from base 1 to 399 and encodes 132 amino acids. The record is from RefSeq and is a predicted model, not a curated record. Lineage: Eukaryota; Metazoa; Chordata; Mammalia; Scandentia; Tupaiidae.